This is a messenger RNA of Ailuropoda melanoleuca (giant panda), 2412 nucleotides long. It is a transcript of the gene THEM5, whose product is annotated as thioesterase superfamily member 5. Gene Ontology annotation, cellular component: mitochondrial matrix. Bases 1397 to 2395 code for a protein of 332 amino acids. The transcript has 5 exons. Gene Ontology annotation, biological process: long-chain fatty-acyl-CoA metabolic process; cardiolipin acyl-chain remodeling. The record is from RefSeq and is a predicted model, not a curated record. NCBI's taxonomy places the organism in Eukaryota, Metazoa, Chordata, Mammalia, Carnivora, Ursidae. Gene Ontology annotation, molecular function: long-chain fatty acyl-CoA hydrolase activity.
AAUCUGCAAGGGAAGUCGGGCUGUGCAAGGGUGAUAACCCAGCUCCCACAUGGCUCUUGGGCAAUGAAAUGAGGACUUCCUUUCUCAGGCUCAGCUACUGAUUCUUCUUGGAAUCCGGACAGCACCUGCAACCUUCCUGGGAUCAGGUCCCUGUGGAGCCCCUCCUCCUCCCUACUCCGGGUUCCUCAGAUCCCUCUACAGUCCUUUCUGUGAUUCCUCUUUUCUCUCCCGUCUCCUCCUCGAGUCCCAUCUUUUCCAUCAAGUAUCACAUAUGGAGACUGCAAGGAACAAGCGGAUGUACCAGAGGAGGCCUGGGGCAAGCCAGAGGGCCUGAUGCACAACCCCAGCUGGCCGCCGCUGCCAGGUUGCCCUACUUAUCUGGACAGCCUUCACCUGCUUUGUGUGGAACUCCCUGCUUUUUAAAAUGUUAGCAACUAAUUCAAAUACUUUUGGCUAGAUCCAGAGACUGAAUCAAUCAAAAACCUGGUUUCCCUGUCCUUGAAGAAAUUUCAUUCAAAUCAUCACAGGACAUGAGGAAAAUAGUUAUAUUCCAGUCUUCUGGGGCAGCCAAAUACAGAAAGUGGAACAAAACCUGUAAACUUCCCUAUUAAAUAAGUUUUGAUUUUCCAGAAACUGCCAAAAAUUACUACCACCACCACCAUCACCACCAUCAUCAUCAUAAUUCUACCUUUGCAUGAUUCUGACCUUCAGAGCAUGCUUUUCUCCAGUGAAUUAAAAACUAGGACUUCUAGUUGAAAACUGGCAGUUUUAACUCAAUGGAAGAAAUACCACCACCAAAAAAGCACACAACCUUGCAGACACUGGCUGAACAUUCCUCCCCACUUUCCACUGAAAGCGGUCUCUCUUCCAGGCUUGCCAGGGACAAGGCCUCCACUGCCCAGCUCCGCAUCUCACCCCCAGCACUCAUCCCCCUCCCUGGGGUUCCCAAAGCACCUUUGCUAAGCUGCCUGUUCCCAAAUGAUUCGCCGUCUCUGCCUCUAAGACCUUCUCCUUCUCACCGGUAUCCUCUCCAGGGGCCAGCAGGUGGAGGCCCCUCUGUGUGACCCCUUGUCUGGGAUAAAAGAAGCUCUGGCCAGGGGCCGUGAAUUGGUUUUCUGGGUGCCAGGACCAUGCCAGAGGUCUGAUGGGGUCUUGCUGCAGAGCACACGCCACAAGGCUCCACCAACAGACACACACACUCCAGCAACACUCUCCAACCAAGAGACAGACCUCUCUGAUCUUUCUGGGAGUUUUCUGGGAGUCUUCUUGGAUUGCCUCCCAAACACUCCAGGGCAGCUGUCCAAGUCCCCAUGUACCGUAUGCUACUUCUUUAUACAGUUUUUUUCUCUUUAACAAAUGUUUCUUUCUGGACUCAGGCCAGUCCUGUUAGGCGUACAUGCCCAAGCACAUCUGCUCCUCCCCAAGUGCGGGGUGGGGCUUGGGACCAGCUAAAGGCCCCAAACAUCUGUGGGUAUUGUGUCGAACCAGCCCAGCCUUGCACCUGCAGAGGCAGACCGCUGCUGAAAGCCGUGUGACAGAAAGGGACAGAGGCUUGUACUGCAUCGGCAGAACCAAGGUACAUCCAGAAAGUGCUCCCUUACUUUGCUGCUUUCUCAAGAGUCCGCCGGCAGUCCUACCAGCCCAACCUCAGAGCUCAGCCAUGUUAAAGAGAGGCUUCCAGGUGGCGGGAAGACUUAGCCAGCACAGAGUCCUUCCUGGUGUCCCCCGGGUCCUGCCCAGACUCAACCUCACUUCAGCAUUCGGAUCCUCCACGGACUCCCUGGUCUCAAGAUUCUGUCUGGAGAAGACAGGUUUGAAGGAUUAUGCGGUUCCCAAUGCCAGCUGGUGUCCAGACAUGCUGAGCCUGUAUCACGAAUUGCAGGAGAAGACCAAGACUGAUGGCUGGGUCAAACUGCCCUCUUUCAAGUCCAACAGAGACCACAUCCAGGGGCUGAAGCUCCCAUUUGGGUUAUCAGUGGCCUCAGGCGAAAGGGACUGGCGUAUCUUCACCAGGUGCGUCCAAGGGGAAGGACAAGGCUACGAGUAUGUCAUUUUUUUCCACCCAUCCAAGAAGAAGUCCAUCUGUCUUUUCCAACCUGGCCCCUACCUGGAGGGGGCCCCAGGGUUUGCACAUGGAGGAUCCCUGGCUGCCAUGAUGGAUGAGACCUUCUCUAAAACUGCUUACCUGGCUGGAGAGGGACUGUUCACAGUAAGCCUCAACAUCAGGUUCAAAAAGUGUUUUCUUUCAGCUGCCGCUGGAAAAGGAAUCACCCCAGUAACAGUCACUAUGCCUUCCUGCUGCCUGCUCUGCCUAUUUGGGACCCACUACAGAGCAAGGAGGGGUCCCCAGGAAGUGAUUGGUGAGGUAAAGGAGAGGGUGCUUUCCUCUGAAUAAACAGAUUCCUGGCCUCA